Mercenaria mercenaria is the source of this 1711-nucleotide messenger RNA. Its product is annotated as cyclin-dependent kinase inhibitor 1C-like. The coding region runs from base 153 to 479 and encodes 108 amino acids. The transcript is spliced from 4 exons. The record is from RefSeq and is a predicted model, not a curated record. NCBI's taxonomy places the organism in Eukaryota, Metazoa, Mollusca, Bivalvia, Venerida, Veneridae.
AGUCUUGAAAUAACAAUUAAUUACAUUUGGGACUUUUUUAGACGGAAAACUUCCGUUGUUUGUUGCGUAUAUAAGAAGAUUCUACUGUGCAUGUAACAGUCGUGUAUGUUAACAGCUUUAAGACUAACUUACAUAAAAUCAUAAGGAUUAACAUGAUGAAGAUGAUGUUAAACGGUUUGUUGGCAGGAAUCUGCCUGGCUGUGUUAGUUGAUGGAAAUUCGAAAGCACCAGUAACAACAAAAGCAACAACAAAAGCACCAGCACCAGCAGCAACUCACGCACCAGCACCAGCAGCAACUCACGCACCAGCAGCAGCAGCAACUCACGCACCACCAGCAGCAGCAACUCAAACACCAGCUUCAGGAGGAUCGCCAGGUAACAGCGGUGGAGGUAAUGGCGCAAGCGGGAUGAGAACAGGAUCUGUGCAGAAGUGGAUAGGAAUGCUCGUCACUGCACUGUUUAUGCUCUCGUAUUUCUAAUUCCAUUCAUAAAUCGCAGAAGUCUUCAUCAUCGGUCCAUACACGCUAUAUUCUUGUGAUCAAACACUUACAGUAUAAUAUAUUGAAUUUAUUCAAACCUCAUUUUAUUAGACAUUUUACUCACACGCGUAAGCGGAUAUUACAUGUAAUGUAGAUACUCAUUUUCUUUGUAUUACAGUUUUCUAUCAUUUUUGCUAUUAAAAUAGAUGACGUAUAUCAACCUAUUCUAUUUCUUGUUCAAAGUCUUUUCUGCUCUGUCCUGUCAAUUUAUCUUCUUACUUUUUGAAGCAGUGUUUGCAUGAAUGGAAAGGCACGCGGUGCUUCUUCUUUUGCCCAAGAGAAACAAUAAAGGAUAUACAGCGAUUUUCGAGCUUUUGAUUGUAGAGGAAUACCUCGUAAAACCAGCGAUCUUCUGUAAGCCAGAUGGAUGGCGUCGUCGCGUAAAGAAUACUAAAAAUCUUUGAUCAACAGAUGUUGCAAACCUUCGACUAGUAAUGUUGAAAGGACCGUUUUAUUUAACAGUGUUUACGUUUGUUUUUGUGGAAAGGGACAGAAUAGGCAGUUAAUAUAUAAUCAACUCUGUAGUGAUGACAAUAUCAUUAUUUUAAUGUAACAAGUAAUAUAUUUUAAAGUAAAGCAAGUUACAAGAAACACCUGGUAUUGUAAUACUUGUAAAAACUGUGAAACACAUCUCACGUGCAAGACGUACUAUAUAACGUUACAUUUUAUACAAGAGAUAAGACUAGGCUCCCGACUCUGACUUGUGUCCCAAUGACAGUAAAACCCUUUAAGAAAUAAGACUUAAAUGGAGAGAAAGACAUGCCUCUCGGACAGUUUCUAUUCUGAUAGAAACGUUUUACAAUCAAUAUUUUAUGCAAAACAAAGCUAAAACUACACAGAGUUUCUAGAGAAUACAGUAUCCACAUGGUGAGACAUUAUCUUGUUUACAGUGUUCCUGUUUUAUUUUUGUUUCUGAUUUGUUAUUUUUUGUUUGCCAUACGUUUUCUAAAAAUAUGUUAAAUGCAUCCAUCAGUUUGUCAUAGUAUUUUAUGAUUUGUCACACACAACACACUGUUAAUAUCCUUGUAUGCGUGUGACGCUAAAAUCUUUUUUGAACAUUUUGAAAGGAAAUAUUUGCUCAGUUUUUGUCCUUCUUAUAACAAAUCCUGUGCUCUGCCUAAGCAUCUAUGUGGAAGCAGUCUUUGAUUAUAAUAAAUUUAAUUUGGACCGAU